GUCCGUUGUAGUGCUUCUCGAAAGUUUACCAAAAAGAGGAAAGAGAUGAGGUUUUGGGUCUCAUUAUUCUUUCCUUAAAUCAUUUAUAUUCUAUGGCUGCAACUCAACCAAGCAUUAGGGGUAAGGGACCAGCAAACUGCAAAACACCAUAAAUAUCCAUCCACCUCUCUCUCUCUUCUUCUUCUUCUUCUUAAAAAAGAAAUUCUAGACAACAUAUUUCUCUUUCUUAUUACCCAUUUUAGGGUUUUCUGAUGAAGAAUCCAUUCUUACCUCCCAGACUUUUGUUUUCCAUCUCUCAGAUCUGAAGAAACCCAGAAAAGUAAAUUUGCUACAGUUCCAGUGAGCAUUACAGUAAAGGAAGAAGAAGAAAAUGGUAAGGGGAAAAACUGAGAUGAAAAGGAUAGAGAAUGCUACAAGCAGGCAAGUUACUUUCUCCAAGAGGAGAAGUGGGCUUCUCAAAAAGGCUUUUGAGCUCUCAGUUCUUUGUGAUGCCGAAGUUGCCCUCAUCGUCUUCUCCCCUAAAGGAAAGCUCUAUGAGUUCUCCAGCUCCAGCAGCCCUAGCAAGACGAUAGAACGCUACGAAACGAAUUCCAAGAACAUGGGAGUCCACAAAAGAACAGUUGAACAAAAUAUACAGCAUUUCAAAGAAGAGAUUGCUACAAUGAGCAGAAAUGUAGAUCUUCUUGAAAACACCAAAAGAAAGCUUCUGGGGGAAGGUUUAGAAUCUUGCUCUACUGAUGAGCUGCAACAGAUAGAAGAGCAGUUGGAGCAAAGCUUGAGCAACAUUAGAGCAAGAAAGAAUUUUAUAUACAAGGAAAGAAUUACUAAGCUAAAGGAAGAGGAAGAAACCCUAAGAAGGCAUAAUGCUGAAUUGAGGAAAAGGCUUGAAGUAAAAUCCUUGACUCUCUCAACAGUACAACAAGAUAUUGAUCCCCAGCAGAAAAUAAUGGAAGUGGAGACACAACUAUUUAUUGGGCCUCCAGAAAGAAGCCCUCAUUAGAGAUUAUUGUAUUUUUAUUUUCAUGUUAUUAUUAAUACUAGUGUGGUUUUCAAAUUUAAUAUAUAUUUUUAUGCAGUUUAUGAACCUCUAAAGUAUGUGUAAGUUACAAGCUUUACUAAUUACUACGGAGUAUGAGUAUGUGGACUACUAAUCAACUAGAUUAUUCGUGACAAGUUUAGUUGA
Messenger RNA from Ipomoea nil (Japanese morning glory), 1183 nucleotides. RefSeq names its product agamous-like MADS-box protein AGL19. NCBI's taxonomy places the organism in Eukaryota, Viridiplantae, Streptophyta, Magnoliopsida, Solanales, Convolvulaceae. Gene Ontology annotation, molecular function: RNA polymerase II cis-regulatory region sequence-specific DNA binding; DNA-binding transcription factor activity, RNA polymerase II-specific; protein dimerization activity. Gene Ontology annotation, cellular component: nucleus. Bases 371 to 1000 code for a protein of 209 amino acids. The record is from RefSeq and is a predicted model, not a curated record. Gene Ontology annotation, biological process: positive regulation of transcription by RNA polymerase II. The transcript is spliced from 8 exons.